CGGCCGCUAGGUUGCUUUGCCGUUACGGUGUCCUGUUGGUGGUUACGCUGCGACCGUUUAUCUACAAGCCAGAGGGAUUGGAAAUUAAGCAGUAGUGGGUGCGAUCGUACAACGACGACGACGACGAGCGUUACAACCGAGCAGUGGUGGUGUUACGGCUUUGAUGCAAGUGCAAGUUGGCAAGUCGAUAUCGCUGUGGCAUCCCAGAAUCCGGGCGUUUGACCUUACGCCGAUAGGCGGAAAAGAAAGCGCCGACCUCCGCCAGUCGGGGGCUCGCUUGGAGCGUUGGUGGCGCUGGUGGGUGUUGCUUUCGUCCGUGGUGCGGCGACGGCGGCGGCGGUGUCACCACCCCACAUGAUGGUGAUAGAGGGAAAGUAGAACAAACAGCCAGAACAGACAGAGAGUGUUCACCGAUGAAGAUUGCCAAGUGAAAAUCCAGCUACAUUUGCGCCCCCCCAUAGCAACGCCCGUUACGGUGGAAACAUAACCUAACUCUUUUGAGCCCAUCAAAAUACGUCAAGCCUCUCUCUGGCUUUUAAAAGAGGGCGACCGAACGAGUUUCGCUCACUCACUCGCUCGCUCCGCAUGCGUAACGUUGCUUGGGUUACUUGCCUGGUUGCGUGUGUGGUAGUGCUAUCGGAGCUCGCGUUCGUGGAAAGUGUGCGUGCAUUUCAUUUGAUUGUUGGCCUGUGGGAUUGUUUUUGGAAGCAGGAAAAUAGGGUUCCAGCGUUUGAACGCGAAAUUGUAGCCCAAUGCUCCGUCGAUUGCGCAACGGUGAAGGCUGGGAAAAGCAAGUGCAAAGCAAUCGGUGACAUUCGCCAUAUUUGCGUGCAGCGAGAACGAACAAGACAGAGCGCGCGAGGGAGACAGAGAACGAAUGAUCGGAGUGUGCUCCUUGCGAUUGAACGAAGGGCCAAGAAGCAGCGUAUAUAAACAGAGGAGACGUUCGUAGCGUGAUUGUUUGUGCAAAACGUGGUCACAUUUGUUCGUGGAUCGACAAAAUUAUCUACACGCAAAAGCAACACAAUGGUUGCCAAGAUUUGCAAUCGGGUGAUCCCGAACGGCGGGCUGCAGCACAUGAACGCUGUCAGGGUCAGCAACGUCAAGCGGAACCUUUUCGGGGGCAAGGUAGACUCGGAGAAAUUGAAGCAGUUGGUCGAGGAACAACUCGCCUCGGAGAACGAGGAGAAAAGAAAAAAAUGGAGCUUUGAUUUUAAGGAUGGCCGACCCCUGGAAAGUGGUUCUUACCAGUGGAAACGGGUGGUGCCGGCGCGACCGGCGACCCAAUCCCCACCCACAGCCAUGGUCAUUCCGGCGACACGACGGCUGCAGCGAGCGACGAGCUGCGAACCGCUUCCGAUGGAGGAACUGAUGGAUGUCCGGGCCGAACGGGCCAACAGGACGGAUGAAGAGCAGCACUCGGACAUAGCGGAACCAGAAUCGACAGAUCGGGCCAGCACGGCCACCGACAGCACUACCACCGCCUGCAAGGUCAUGACACCGCCACCGUCUCCAUCUUGCAGUUCGACGACAGCGAGCGGUGAAAAGGAACCGAAAACCAGUGUUGCUGACUACUUCAAAAAAUGCAAGCGACUGUCGGUCCGCACCCAGAACAAGAAGGUGCUGUCCGAAGCGACGACAACGCCGCCGGCUGCUGUAAGCCGCCCCCAUUCCGUGCCAUCAACUUCUUCCGACUAGGCUUCCGACCAAGAUCACACGGAGGACCCGCGCAGGCGAGGAGGUCGUUCGUUCCCACCGGAAAAGGAGACAGCGGCGUUAUCAUCCUUCACCGCGCGCGCCCCUGUACCCAUUAAUUUUAUAGUUUAGACUCUUGUUUAAGGUGGCGAGAGCACCUUUUUGCUUAGAUAUAAUAUUAUUAUUUUUUCGAAUACCUUUACAAAGCCUACGAUACGAAACGCAAAUCUCUUUAGGAUUCGCAAUGCGAAAGUUUCUUUUGCAUCAAUGCAGAGUGCGCCCGCUGCGGCCGGAUGUUGGAUUUCUGUGACGUUCCGCGGAUGCGGUAUUUGACCACUGGCCGGUAGCGAGCGCGCUCUCGACCGAAAUCGAAAGCUUGUUUUUGAAACGAGUACCCAAAUCUAUGCGUUCAUUUUUAACGUGUACCCAAAUAUUGAACGCUCAAAAUGUUUUAGAAUCUUUUAAUCAUUUCUUUUCUACCUCCUUUUCUUUUUAAUCUGUAAGAUCCCCAACAAACACAACUGGCUACCCAAAAUUUUUUGAAAUACAGUUUUACUUCACUAUAAACGACGAUCGACCCGUCCCCGAGUUGGCGGAAUCAGAAAUCUUGCGCACCCUGCGCGUUGUACAUAAAACCCUGAAGAAAUCGAUUCUUUGAAAGUCGAUCGUAGGGAUCGAUUUUUAAAUGCAAACGAUUUAAUCGCCCUAAGUUAAGUUAAUUUAAAUCAGAGCGAUAGGGACUAGGUUUAGUAGUAUGGCCUCUUGAGAUCACCACCGGCAUAUAUCCACCACACACAAAUCGCACAUGUGAAGUGGUAGAAUUUCGCGAAAAGUGGGGAGAAUAUAUGCAAAGAUCUCGUAACUGCUACUGCACACUGGACCCCCCUCGGGGAAGGGCCCACAUGCGCGCGCAAUAGUCGAGGGGAUGGUGAGGACGAG
Molecule: messenger RNA, 2634 nt
Organism: Anopheles bellator
Lineage: Eukaryota; Metazoa; Arthropoda; Insecta; Diptera; Culicidae
Exons: 3
Coding region: 1027-1698 (223 amino acids)
Biological process (GO): regulation of cell cycle
Cellular component (GO): nucleus
Molecular function (GO): cyclin-dependent protein serine/threonine kinase inhibitor activity
Source: RefSeq, a predicted model, not a curated record